UCCCCGGUGCCGUGACAGGCGCGGCUCUCCCCUGCCCCGCGAGCGGGAAGGAGGCACCGCUCAACCGGACCCGCCGCCCGCUCGGCCCCGGCCCCAGCCGCGCUGCUCUCCCCGCCCUGCCGGGCGCCGCAUCAGAGCCCCAAGGCACGAGGAUGGCCAGCCCUAAAGCCACAGGGCUCUCCUGGGAGAUCACUUGGCUUGCUAUUGCUAUCUAUGCUCACUUACAGACAAGAGCAGAGCAAUCCCAAGGUGCAUACUUCUUGCCCGAGUUUGCACUUUCUCCCCAGGGGAGUUUUCUUGAGGAUACUACAGGGGAACAAUUCCUCACUUACCGUUAUGAUGACCAGACCUCCAGAAUUACCCGCUCUGAUGAAGAUAAGGAAGGCUCCUGGGAUGCCUGGGGGGCCUGGAGUGAUUGCUCACGGACCUGUGGGGGAGGAGCCUCUUACUCACUGAGGAGAUGUUUAAAUGGCAGGAACUGUGAAGGUCGGAAUAUACGAUACAAAACCUGCAGUAAUAAUGACUGUCCUUCAGAUGUUGGUGACUUUAGAGCACAGCAGUGUUCAGCCUACAAUGAUGUCAAAUACCAGGGACAUUUUUAUGAGUGGAUCCCUGUGUACAAUGAUCCUACUGCACCGUGUGCUCUGAAAUGUCAAGCUCUGGGAAAGAACUUGAUUGUGGAGCUUGCACCAAAAGUACUAGAUGGUACUCGUUGCAAUGUUGAGUCCUUGGAUAUGUGCAUCAGUGGGAUAUGCCAGGCGGUGGGCUGUGAUCGACAACUUGGGAGCAAUGCCAAGGAAGACAACUGUGGAAUCUGUGCAGGAGAUGGUUCCACAUGCAGACUUGUGAGGGGACAAGCUAAGACACAUGUCUCACCAGAAAAAAGGGAAGAAACUGUGAUUGCAGUACCACAUGGGAGUCGCAGUGUGAGAAUUACCCUGAAAGGACCAGCACACCUUGUUGUAGAGUCAAAGACACUACAAGGAGACAAGGGAGAGCACAGUUUCAGUGCUCCUGGAACAUUUGUCAUAGAAAAUACAACUGUUGAAUUUCAGAAGAGUACAGACAAGGAAAUCAUAAAGAUCCAGGGACCUCUUGGAGCAGAUUUUAUUAUCAAGACCAGGUACUCUGGAUCAAAAGAGAGUGUGGUUCAGUUCUUUUUCUACCAACCCAUCAGUCAUCAGUGGAGACAAACAGAGUUCUUCCCCUGCACAGUGACAUGUGGAGGAGGUUAUCAGCUUAAUUCAGCUGAAUGCUUGGAUAUUCGUCUGAAGCGUGUUGUUCCCGACCACUAUUGUCAUUACUAUCCAGAAAAUAAGAAACCAAAGCCCAAGCUGAAAGAAUGCAACAUGGACCCCUGCCCUUCUAGUGAUGGAUUUAAAGAAAUCAUGCCCUAUGAUCACUUCCAGCCACUUCCUCGAUGGGAACAUAACCCUUGGACUGCAUGUUCAGUUUCUUGUGGAGGUGGUAUUCAGAGGAGAAGUUUUGUGUGUGUAGAGGAGACCAUUCAUGGAGAGAUACUGCAAGUGGAAGAAUGGAAAUGCAUGUAUGCUCCUAAACCCAAAGUCAUUCAAACCUGUAAUCUGUUUGAUUGUCCUAAAUGGGUGGCAAUGGAAUGGUCCCAGUGCACAGUGACCUGUGGCCGAGGCCUGCGUUACCGAGUAGUGCUGUGUAUUGAUCACCGUGGGCAGCAUGUCGGUGGCUGUAAUCCACAACUUAAACUACACAUAAAAGAAGAGUGCAUCGUGCCAAUACCAUGUUACAAGCCAAAAGAAAAAAGUCCUGUGGAAGCAAAGUUGCCAUGGUUUAAACAGGCACAUGAAAUAGAGGAGAUCAGAACAAUCUCAGAAGAGCCAACGUUUAUUCCUGAACCCUGGUCUCCGUGCAGUGUCACCUGUGGCAAUGGUGUACAGGUGCGAGAUGUGAAGUGCCGAAUUCUUCUCACGUUUACUCAGACUGAGGUUGAACUGCCUGAGGAAGAAUGUGAAGAUGUGAAGCCACCAACAGAACAAGUCUGUCACCAGCCAUCUUGUGACAGUGAUCCUGUCCCCAACACACCAGCAUUUUCACAUGCUGAAGAUGGCAGUGUGAUUUAUGACUGGGAGUACAUUGGUUUUACUCCUUGCUCAGCUACAUGUCUUGGAGGAACACAAGAAGCCAUUGCAAUGUGUCUUCAUGUAGAGACGAAACAAGCUGUCAAUGAAACCCUGUGUGACAAUUCCAAGAGACCACCACCAAUGACUCAUACUUGCAACACGAAGCCUUGCCCUCCAAGGUGGCGAAGUGGCUCCUGGAGACGCUGCUCGGCUACGUGUGGGGUUGGGAUCCAGACGAGAGAUGUGUACUGCCAGCAGCCGGGAGGAUCUACUGUUGCUGCUGAACACUGCAAAGACAAAAAGCCUCAUUCUUUACAAGCUUGUAACCAGAUUAAUUGUCCCCCUCUUUGGCAUGUUGAGGAAUGGCAACAGUGUUCACGCACUUGUGGAGGAGGGAUUCAGACACGCAAAGUGUACUGUAAGCAGCUGUUGACAGAUGGAAGUUUCCUGAAACACUCUGAUGACACCUGCCAGGAACCUAAAUUGCCAACUAGUAAACCAUGUGCAAAAGUUGAUUGUCCUCCUCAGCUGGUUGUAGAAGAGUGGUCCAAGUGCUCAGUAAGCUGCGGUGUUGGAAUCCAGAGAAGGAAACUUGCCUGCCAAAAGCUAACAGCAAAGGGCCAACCUGUCACAGUAAAUGGAUCAAUGUGUAGUGGUCCGUCUCCUUCACUUCUUGUAAGGUCUUGUCAGAUGACUGCCUGCAACAGGAUUAAACCAAAGCUUCCAGAAAAGUAUUCUGCUCAAGGACCUCAAAUUGUCAGUAUUCACCGAGUCUAUAUUCAAACAAGACAGGAGAAGCGCAUUAAUUUUACCGUGGGAAGCCGAGCCUAUUUGCUUCCAAAAACAUCUGUUGUAAUCAAGUGCCCAGUACGAAGGUUCCAGAAAUCACUUAUCCGAUGGGAGAAAGAUGGACAACACUUAGAGAACUCUAAAAGACUUGGCAUCACUAAGUCAGGCUCGCUGAAAAUACAUAGUCUUGAAGCUACUGAUAUUGGUGUGUACCGGUGUAUUGCAGGCUCUGCACAUGAAACGUUUGUGCUCAAACUCAUUGGCACUGACAACAGAUUGAUAGAACCACCAAAUCUUAGAAAACAUGUCAGUGAGACCAGUCACACAGAUCACAAUGAGGCCAACAGCUUUGGGGCCAAUUGGCAUAAAAUGAGCAAAAUGUGGCAAAUGUGGAGUAAGAAGAAUGAGCUCUAUCUGGGUGACAGGCAAGUAAAUGAUCAGCCGUUUCUACGGAGUCUUGAGACCUUUGGCAGUAAUUUGGCAGAAGACUUCAGCUCUCGGGAAUUCAAGAAUAAACGACUGGAGGCAGCAGUUCUCCAAGGUGCCUACAGCAUGGACACUGUGCAGUUUGAAGAACUGAUAAGGAAUAUGAGUCAGCUCAUUGAAACUGGAGAAGUCGAUGAUGACUUGGCAUCCCAGGUCAUUUAUCAGUUAGUUGCCGAAUUAUCUAGUCCUCCACAACCAACUACUGAAAAAUGGAAGGGAGCCCAGGAUGAUAAACUUGCCUCAAAACUCACAGGCAAAUCACCUAAUGAAUCUGAACGUUUCAGCACAAAAACUGUUGAUAAGUUAACGUUUGACCAGAAGGUUCCAGUUAUUAUGAGGCAAAAGGAAAUUCCUCGAGUUUCCUUCAACAAAACUGUAACUGUACGAAUUGGAAAUACAGUUUUUCUGACCAGGAAUACUCAUGCUGUCAAUCUAUUGUGUGAAACAGCUGGUAUUAGUGAAGUGAAAUAUACUUGGACAAAAGAUGGCGAGAUAUUAAAAGCCUCUGAGAAGGUAAUCCUGGACACCAUUGGAAAAGUGGAGAUUCGGAAUCCUACUCAAAAUGAACUUGGUACCUAUGGAUGCCUGGCAGUUAAUGAUUAUGGUUUUGAUAUGGAAACAUCUUUGCUAUUGCAGGCAGAGAUUCCUGUCAUCUUGUCCACUGUGUUAAAUGUUACAAAUCUGGAAGCCAGCAGUGUUUCAGCAGUUGUUGGAGGUACCAUUGUGGCAAGAGUUGGAGCAAAUAUUACAGUUGAAUGUCCAGUGAAAGGUGUUCCCCAACCAAAUGUAACAUGGUUUAAGAAGAAAGGCAUUCUACAAAUCAAUUCUUUCUUGGUUUUGAAUGGCUCUUUAUUUCUGAGGAAUGUUUCCUAUGAAGACGCAGGAACGUACACCUGCAGAGCAACUAAUGCUCUUGGAAAGGCUGAAGCUGCAUCUGUUCUCCACUUACCUGAACAAAGAUUUACAGAGAAUAACACUCUGUUAUCAAGGAGCAGCAGAAGAAAGCGUGUCUUAAUGGCAUCUGUAAUUGGUACAAAUGUCAGUGUGGUACGUGGAGAUCCACUAAGAAUAGGUUGCCCAGUGCUGCCCAGCUACAGAAACACAGUUCACUGGUUCUUCAGAGGUAGUCCAAUUGAAGAAGUUAAAGCCUUGGAAUACCGAACCCUGGUUGGAGGUCGUAUCCUAGAGGUGAACACCAACUCUGGUCAAUUUGCUGGACAAUUCCAAUGUUGGACUUCAGCUAGUGCAAAACCAAUGUCAGUUUGGGUAAAUGUCAAGAAGGAAGAUUAUAAGUGGGAGUAUGCUGAGUGGAGUACUUGCUCUGCUAGCUGUGGGAAUUCAGGAACCCGGUCCAGAAGACUACAGUGCAUGAAUGUGGAGAAAGAGAAAGUAAAUGAAUCCUUAUGCAGAGAACUGCAAAAGCCAAUGAUUAUUUACCAGUCAUGCAACACAGAAGACUGCCCUGCCAGGUGGGCAACUACUCCAUGGUCUGAGUGCUCUGCAUCUUGUGGCAGUGGAUUUUGCUAUCGACAAGUAUCUUGUCAACAAGUAAAAGCCAAUGGCAGCGUGGUGGCACUGCGGCCCGAUGCCUGUGUCCACAGAGAUCGUCCUGUGGGAAGGAAGCCCUGUACGGGUCACUUGUGUAAGGUGCCUGGGACAAUACAGACAAAAGAACGGUGUUCUGGUCGCUGCAUAGGUCGCCCUGUAGGUUUACAGCAUCAUCGCUUUACGUGUCAGCUUCGUAAUGGAUCACUGGUGCCAAACUCUUCCUGUGAUGAAAGAAUGAGAUCUCCUGCCAGAAGAAACUGUUCUUCAGAGGCUUGUGAUGUCUAUUGGCGGACUGGCCCUUGGAGGCCUUGCAGUGUGGACUGUGGGAGUGGGUUUCAAUCAAGACGAGUGUACUGUGUACACAGAAAGAAUAACAAACCUGUGGCUGACCAAUAUUGUGGAUGGAGGAAGAGACCAGUGACCUGGCAACACUGCAAUGUCACAUCCUGUGACAGUAUGUAAAUGUUUAUUUAUAUAUGAGCAUAGUAAUAGUUUGUAGCAGUUAUAUUAGAAAGUGACUCACAGUUGUACACUAAUGAUUCUGCAAGCAUUUGAUUGUACAUCAAAGGUAAAACUAUUCUCUCCAAGGAGCACUUCAUAAUCCUGGGGUUAUUUUUCUCUGAGUAGACCAGUUUGAUAUUAAAACCUCAAGAGCAUUUUUAGAAACAAGAUAUUUAGGAAGCUGUUUUAUGCAAACUUCCCUAUGUAGCUGUGCCAGUUGUGACUCACAGUCUCUGGGCAAGCUGUGUACUCCUGAAAGAUGGGGUAGUUUUCUGAAAGAGGCAAUAGGUAAAUGAGUGCAGUGAGAUCACACCUCUUACUUGUGACCUAGUUUAGCUCUCUGCUGCCAGAAAUGCAAAGUAAAAUAAUUACAAAGCUAUCAGGAAAACAUUGUUUACAAUUACAAGUUCUACUAUUUCUCUUUUGUCCAUCAUAAAGCCUUCUAAUGUUUAAAUAUAUUUUUUCAGAAGGCGAAUGCAAGGAUACAGCUCACUACUGUACAUUUGUAAAGCAACUAAAGUUAUGCUUGAAAGAGACUUACAAACAAAGAUGUUGUCAAUCAUGUCAAGAAAUAGAACUCUUCUAUGGAAAGUUCAUGAUGAAGAAAUGAAGAGAGGUUCAUAAAGUAGCCUGCUCACAGUACAUACUUGUUAAUAAAACAUUAGUCAUAACAGCUAAAUGGAAACGUGAGGCUACUGAAAAAACAGCAUUGCAGAUUAAUAUGCAGGGCAGGCUGUUUUUUUCUGGUAAUAUUUGUUAUUCACUCUUUGCAAUGGAACUUCUGACAUUUUAAACCUUGUCAUAUCUGGGUUAGGAAGAUCAUAUCACUGCAUAUCAUUUGUAAAUUUUUACAGGCCGUGACAUUAUAAUUUUAUUAGGGGGAAAAGCAUUAUCUAAAAGCACCAGGUAGUGCUUCCUGCCCUUAACUUCUGAGAAAAACAAAGUCACAAAAGGCUUUGAAGAAGUUUGGAAUGCAGCAGCUAUUUACCUCUAGGUUUUGAUUUUAUCAUUUUACCAAAUUUAACACAAUUUUAAAAUGUAUAGAAGCUCUGGCUUGUAGCUGUUAAAUUUUUGGCAGCAACUCGAUUUUCAUAAACAACUUGAGCUUAAAGUUUAGUCUCAUGGGAUAUGUUUUACUGAUAUUAGCUGCAAGAUGGAUACACAGAAGUACAUUGAAUUUUUCUUGCUUGUAUUUAUGUGUAUGCAGUAAAAGACAUUGUUGAUGCUAGUACAACUUCCAAAACAGCAAUAUGAUUGUUUUGAAUAAAUGAGGUGUCAUUUUCCAUUGUUUCUGUUCUUCUGCUCCAGUCACUGAAGUACAAUCAAAGUUCUGGUAUAAUUAGACUUUUCUACUGACUUUAAAGUAGGCAGAAGGCUUCCUUGUCAGAGCUGUGAAUGAAAUAUUUGUGAGCACUGUUCUCAAGUCAAAUAGGGAGCCCACAACUGGUCAACCACAGCUGUCAGGUUUUCUGUCUUCAAUAAAUAUUUUUUCCUCUCAUUAAUGAGGAAAACUGUUCAAAGAAGAAUUAUUAAUGAUACAGACAAAUACAAGAGAUCUAUUUUGAGCAGUUUUUCAUCAAGAUGACUUCUUAUUGUGACCAUUAACCAUUUGAGUCUUUCCCAAGUUGAUAAAUUCAGAUUGAGGUUCCCAGGUAUAUUAUUUUCCACCUUGCAGGUUGUCUCAUUGGGGCUGUAAGCAGAGAGAACCCCAGGGGGAGCUGCAGAUUGAUGGUGUUUUUCCUUUUGUAGUUUCCAAACUACUGUGCAUAUUGGAGGCCUGAAUGCUUGUGCUGACUUGGAUCUGGUGUUACGUUACUGAGCUACGUUACAUGCUAAUUAGUGGGUAUGCUGUAAGAACAGUUUUAGGAACAGCAUUCCUGCACAAUGGGUUGGCAUCACUGAAAAUUAGAUUAGCACUACUGUAUAGAAAAUUAAUGUGGACUGUUGUGUCCAAGGCUGACUGCAAGGAGAGGAUAUUCCUGAUCAUAACCUUCUUAUUCAGCAAUGGGUCUUGAUUGUUUAAGCAGUUUUGUUUUUUUUAAAUUAAAAGAAAACAUUUGUAAGAUACUUUUGUAGAUAUUUAUUGUCUGAUUUUAAAGUGCAAUAUUUUGUUUUGUACAGUGUUUAAUAAAGAUUUCUGGACAUAUAUUUUUUCUUAUUACCAAAAUUUCUUAUUCCUUUUUUUCCUUUAUAUUUAAAGUUUGGUAAUGUUAACACAUAGCAAAUUUUUUGUUGUUUUUUGUCUUUGGUUAAAUAUGCAUGCUAUACAGAAGCAGCACUGUAAAUGUUUGUUUUUGCAAUUGGCAUGACAUUCCUCUGUAGAUUAUUGCUUCUCCAGUAACUGAAGAUUUUUAG
This is a messenger RNA of Colius striatus (speckled mousebird), 7775 nucleotides long. RefSeq names its product ADAMTS like 3 (gene ADAMTSL3). The record is from RefSeq and is a predicted model, not a curated record. The coding region runs from base 153 to 5381 and encodes 1742 amino acids. Gene Ontology annotation, biological process: extracellular matrix organization. Gene Ontology annotation, molecular function: metalloendopeptidase activity. Lineage: Eukaryota; Metazoa; Chordata; Aves; Coliiformes; Coliidae. Gene Ontology annotation, cellular component: extracellular matrix. The transcript is spliced from 30 exons.